AAAGAAAAAUUAAGAUCCGGACCAGUUGUGAGAGUGAGAGUUCACGCACUGAGCCCUGAUUUCUCUUUCAUCGCCUUUUUGAAAAACCUUGGCUGAAGCAACCAAACAGCAAUAUAUACUUUUUCGCAUGAGGCUUCUUUCACUGCUCUCGAACCCCGCCAAAACGAAUAUCUUCCAAAGCGCAAAGCGAAAAAAGGUAGAUUCGACUCGCCGGAGAAGAAGGGAAUUCGAAUGGAUCGAAUCACCGCAGUGAACGAGCUCCCCUUUCGGGUUGGGUUCACCGGCCACAGCGGCCACCUCAGGCUCGAGCCCCUCCCGCCCGUCGAACGCCCCAACCCUCUCAAUUCUCUACCCGACUUUAUACUACCACCUGCAUUUCCUAGGGAAACACCCGAAUCAAUAAGAGAGUAUAUAGAGGAGAAGUAUCUCUUGCCAAGAUUGGACCCUGAUGAGUUUUCUCCACAAAAAGCUGGAAGGCAGUGGGAAUUCGACUGGUUCAAUACAGCAAAAAUUCACCUAGAGCCAUCAUUGCCCCGGUCUGUUGUAGUUCCUACAUGGGAAUUACCUUUCAGACGCCCAAAGAAGGGGUUGGAGCAAGAAAAAUGGGAACCCGUGUCGGUGCAGGUGGAGGUAUCAGAACUUACAGUAGAAGCUGAGGAUUCUGGUGGCUUGCCACGCAUGUCUGGAUCUGCAAAGGAUUUUGUAAAAGGAAGCAUCAAUAACCGGCCUUUUCGUCCAGGUGGUUUAGAUGGUUCCCAAGCUUUAGAAAGGAUUCUUCCUGUUGGUGCCUCUAAUGGUGAAUGGGUAUGGGAGGUAAUAAACGGUGGUCCUCCUCAAGCCAUUCCUCCUAGCAUUAAACAAGGACUGGAUCUUGGUAAUCUCAAGGCACAUUCAUACUCAUGGAAUGUUUAUAAGGAUCAAAAUGAGGUCAAGAGCACAUCUGAUGAAAAUCUGAAUCAGUUAUCUGUGCAGUUUGAUGACUUAUUUAAGAAAGCAUGGGAAGAGGAUGUUGCAGAAUUUGUGAGAGAUGGUCAUGUGUCAGAAUCGGAAGCUGAAGUCAAUGAGGAAUCAGUUAAAUUGGAGUCUGUUGAGUUGGAAGCUGAAGUGAAUAAGGAAAAUGUACCUGGUACUGUUUUUGAUACUGAAUCAUCGCUGUUAGAUGAUAUUUUGUUAGUAGAAUCAGGAGGAUCAACUUCAAGAUCGCAUGAAACUAGUGAUAGUGGUGGGCAGCAGCAUAAAGAGGGCUGGGCCAUUAGUGGAGACAGUGAAGGGAUUGCAGAACAUUUUCAUGAACUUGUUCCUGACAUGGCACUUGAAUUUCCUUUUGAACUGGAUAAAUUCCAAAAGGAGGCUAUCUAUUAUCUUGAGAAGGGGGAGUCUGUUUUUGUGGCAGCUCACACAUCAGCUGGGAAGACGGUUGUCGCAGAAUAUGCAUUUGCUCUGGCAUCAAAACACUACACAAGAGCCGUAUAUACUGCUCCAAUUAAAACCAUUAGCAACCAAAAGUACAGGGAUUUUUGUGGAAAAUUUGAUGUUGGCCUUCUCACCGGGGAUGUUAGCUUGAGGCCAGAGGCUUCUUGUCUCAUCAUGACCACUGAGAUACUAAGGUCAAUGCUUUAUAGGGGUGCUGAUAUCAUACGUGAUAUUGAAUGGGUUAUAUUUGAUGAAGUGCAUUAUGUUAAUGACGUUGAAAGGGGCGUUGUUUGGGAAGAAGUUAUCAUCAUGCUUCCGAGGCAUAUCAAUAUUAUUCUUCUUUCAGCCACGGUACCAAACACAAUUGAAUUUGCUGACUGGAUUGGUCGGACAAAACAGAAGAAAAUUCGUGUCACUGGGACAACAAAAAGACCAGUCCCUUUGGAGCAUUGCAUCUUUUAUUCUGGAGAACUUUAUAAAAUUUGUGAAAAUGAAAUCUUUAAGGCUCAGGGUUUGAAAGCUGCUAAGGAUGCAUACAAGAGAAAAAAUCCAAAUACAGUUGGUGGUGGUACCGGAGCACAUCCUGGGUUUUCAGCAGGCCAUGAAGGGAGUCGAGGUCAAAAACGUGAAAAUUCUUUCCGGGACAAACAGAACAAACAUUCUGGGUCUUUUUCUGGGGUGGGUGGUGGGAACCAACAAACUAGUAGCAAUCGGGUGUCCUGGAGAACAGAAAUGUCUUUGUGGUUGUUGCUUAUAAAUAAGCUUUCAAGAAAGUCAUUAUUACCUGUGGUUAUAUUUUGCUUUUCAAAAAAUCGUUGUGACAAGUCAGCUGAUAAUUUGAGUGCGAUUGACCUCACAAGUAGUUCAGAGAAAAGUGAAAUUCGAGUCUUCUGUGACAAAGCAUUUUCAAGGCUGAAGGGAUCUGACAGGAACCUCCCUCAGGUGGUCAGAGUUCAAAACCUUCUCCGUAGAGGGAUUGGUGUACAUCAUGCGGGGUUGCUUCCAAUUGUUAAAGAAGUUGUUGAGAUGCUUUUUUGCCGUGGUGUGAUUAAGGUUUUAUUUUCAACAGAGACAUUUGCAAUGGGAGUAAAUGCCCCAGCUAGGACGGUGGUUUUUGAUACCUUAAGGAAGUUUGAUGGCAAGGAAUUUAGGCAAUUGCUUCCUGGAGAAUACACUCAAAUGGCUGGUCGUGCUGGCAGGAGAGGUCUGGAUUUAAUUGGUACAGUGAUCAUUAUGUGCCGUGAUGAAAUUCCAGAAGAGAGUGAUUUGAAACGUGUCAUAGUUGGCAGUGCAACCAGGCUUGAAUCUCAAUUUCGACUGACCUACAUCAUGAUCAUGCAUCUCCUUCGUGUUGAAGAAUUGAAGGUGGAGGACAUGUUGAAAAGAAGUUUUGCUGAAUUUCAUUCUCAGAAGAAACUUCCAGAGAAACAACAACUGCUAAUGCGAAAGCUUGCUCUGCCUACGAAAACUAUCGAAUGUAUAAAGGGUGAACCCUCAAUUGAGGAAUACUAUGAGAUGCACUCAGAAGCUGAGAAACAUAGCAACCAGAUAUCAGAGGCACUCAUGCAGUCCUCCCACUUCCAACAAGCUCUUUCGGUUGGAAGAGUCAUGGUUGUGAAGUCGCAGUCAGACCAAGAUCACUUGCUUGGAGUCAUUGUAAAAGUACCUUCUGCUAAUACUAAUACUAAACGAUACAUAGCUUUAGUCCUAACACCGGAAUUACCACCAACUUCACAAGCUUCCUUGACUGGUGGUAAUUUGCAAGAUAAGAAGACUGCUGAUUUUCAGAUACUGGCACCAAAAGCAAAACGUGGUUUUGAUGAUGAAUAUUAUUCUUCCCCCACUGCUCGCAAAGGAUCAGGUGUUGUCAACAUAAAAUUACCUCACCAUGGUAGUGCUGCUGGUGUGAAUUAUGAGGUUAGGGAGAUUGACAAUAAAGAGAUCCUAUCUAUAUGCAAUUGCAAAGUGAAGAUUAAUCAAAGUGGGCUUCUAGAAGAUAAUAGCAGUGCUGCUUAUUCUAAGACUGUGCAAGAGCUAUUAGAUAAAAAAUCUGAUGGAAAGUACCCUCAGGCAUUGGAUCCAGUGAAAGAUCUGAGGUUGAGUGACUUGGAAGUUGUGAGCGUUUAUCACAAAUGGAAUGGCCUAUUGCAGAAGAUGGCACAGAAUAAGUGUCAUGGGUGUGUUAAAUUGGGGGAACACAUCAAACUAGCAAAAUUGAUAAAGAGUCAUAGAGAGGAAGUCGAUGCUCUUAAGUUUCAAAUGUCAGAUGAAGCACUUCAGCAGAUGCCAGACUUUCAGGGUCGAAUUGAUGUUCUGAAGGAAACUGGCUGCAUAGAUACUGACCUGGUUGUUCAGAUCAAAGGGCGCGUUGCUUGUGAGAUGAAUUCUGGGGAGGAGUUGAUAUGCACGGAAUGGUUGUUUGAGAACCAACUGGAUGAUCUGGAACCAGAAGAAGCAGUGGCAAUAAUGUCUGCCCUUGUGUUUCAGCAGAAGAAUACUUCUGAACCUUCUCUUACUCCCAGGCUGGCCCAGGCUAAACAAAGAUUGUAUGAAAUCGCCAUAAGACUUGGGGAGCUUCAAGCGCACUGCAAAGUACAGAUUAACCCUGAGGAGUAUGCUCAAGAAAAUCUUAAGUUUGGUCUUGUCGAAGUGGUCUAUGAAUGGGCAAAGGGCACUCCAUUUGCAGAUAUAUGUGACCUUACCGAUGUUCCUGAAGGGUUGAUAGUGAGGACCAUUGUCAGACUAGAUGAGACAUGCCGUGAAUUCAAAAACGCGGCAUCAAUAAUGGGUAAUUCCGCGUUAUACAAGAAGAUGGAAUCUGCUUCCAAUGCAAUAAAGCGUGACAUUGUUUUUGCAGCUAGCUUGUACAUUACGGGUGUGUGAGUGUAAUCAUGUUAUCACCUAAAGGCAUUUGUUUGCCUCUCACCUUCUCAAGUAUGGUGAGAGGGAUUUUGGGGGAAGGAAGAAAGUUUGUUGUAUACUAGUCCUGACGUGGCAUGCCAUGCCUCAGCUAUAAUUUGGCUGAUUUAGGGCUGAUUUAUGCCAUGUCGGUUCAUUGUUUCUGAGGAUCAGUGAAAAUGUACAUUUUAACUUCAUGUUGGAUUCUAACAAACAUGUCCCUGUGGUCAUGUCAAAACUUUUGUGACUGUCUACAAAAGGAUUUGUUUAGGGUUUCUUUUCUUUUUUUUUCUUCUUGGAAUUUGGUGUUAGACCGUUUGUUAUAGAUUCUGUUUACAGUUUAUACAAUAAAAAAUAGUUACACUAAAUUGAUAAAAACUGAUGGUUGAUGCUCCUAA
Messenger RNA from Camellia sinensis, 4709 nucleotides. RefSeq names its product RNA helicase, ATP-dependent, SK12/DOB1 protein. Gene Ontology annotation, biological process: nuclear-transcribed mRNA catabolic process, 3'-5' exonucleolytic nonsense-mediated decay. NCBI's taxonomy places the organism in Eukaryota, Viridiplantae, Streptophyta, Magnoliopsida, Ericales, Theaceae. Gene Ontology annotation, cellular component: Ski complex. The record is from RefSeq and is a predicted model, not a curated record. Gene Ontology annotation, molecular function: RNA binding; ATP binding; RNA helicase activity.